Anguilla anguilla (European eel) is the source of this 12525-nucleotide messenger RNA. RefSeq names its product SMG1 nonsense mediated mRNA decay associated PI3K related kinase (gene smg1). Gene Ontology annotation, biological process: phosphorylation; nuclear-transcribed mRNA catabolic process, nonsense-mediated decay. Gene Ontology annotation, molecular function: protein binding; protein serine/threonine kinase activity. Lineage: Eukaryota; Metazoa; Chordata; Actinopteri; Anguilliformes; Anguillidae. Bases 219 to 11153 code for a protein of 3644 amino acids. The record is from RefSeq and is a predicted model, not a curated record. Gene Ontology annotation, cellular component: nucleus. The transcript has 62 exons.
AUCGAGGCUACAGUCAGUAGCAACUAGCUAACAAGGUGGGAGGCGGGGAAAGCGGGAGCGAAAGCUCGAAAAUCAAGAAUCACGUUCACUGUCAAUACAGUCGUGUCGGAUGCGCUAACACUUAAUUUAUGGACAUAAAGUAAAAAAAUCAUAAGUAGAGGUCUGUACACGGAAUUUUCCUGUAUAGAGGAGCGGGUCAUGCUGUCCUCGCAAAGGUAAUGAGCCGUAGAGCCCUCGGGUCUCGGCUAAACAGCGCCCACAAACUGCAGCGAGAGUGGAAUGAUUGGCAGCCCAGAGGUGACCGUGCGUCUGCCACCCAGGACGGCGCCACGUGCAGUACCACGAGAGACCGCGGCGUAGCCUCGCUUUUCGACACGCCAUCCUCUGACCCGCCCGACUCCCCUCCACCGCGCAAUGAGGCCCUCGCAGCCGCCAGCACACUCGGAGAAGGGGGUGGAUAUGAAGUCGAUGAAGGUAUCUGUGAAAACGCUUUUCAUUGGAAGACACUGGGGCAAGAGCUGAGAGUCAACGAUGUGACCGUGGAUUCAACCAGUUUUCAGCAUGGAAACCGUGCUUUAGCUUCAAAGGACAUGAGGAAAUCACAGGAUAGAACGCUGCCUCACUCUGAUGAGUCUCGGCUGGCCAAUCUUCUGCGGCGGGUGUCCCGGGAAGAUGACAGGGACCGCAGACUGGCCACCAUGAAACAGCUGAAAGACUUCAUUCAGCACUCUGAGAACAAAGUGGUCCUGGCGAAGCAGUUGGAUACAAUUCUGACUGCCCUAAACGACGUUUUAAAUGAAAGCAGUAAACUACUGCAGGAGCUGAGACAGGAGGGAGCCAGCUGCCUGGGCCUGCUCUGCGCCUCCCUCAGCUACGAGGCCGAGAAGAUCUUCAAGUGGAUCUUCCUCAAGUUCAACGCGUCCACCAAGGACGAGGUCAAGCUGCUGUACUUGGUGGCGACGUACAAGGCCCUGGAGAUGGCCGGAGAGAGGAAGGGCUUUUCAUCAGUCAUGCAGCUGGUAAUGAGCAGCUUGCAGUCCAUUCUGGAGAACCUGGACACCCCGGAGCUGCUGUGCCAGAGUGUCAAGUGCAUCCUGCAGGUGGCGCACUGCUACCCGCACAUCUUCAGCACCAACUUCAGAGACACGGUGGACAUCUUGGUCGGGUGGCACAUCGACCACACGCAGAAGGCGUCCCUCACCCUCCAGGUGUCUGGGUGGCUGCAGAGCCUGGAGCAGUUCUGGGUGGCAGACCUGGCUUUCUCCACCACCUUACUGGGGCAGUUUCUGGAAGACAUGGAGGCCUACGCUGAGGACCUCAGCCACGUGGCUUCGGGGGAGUCUGUGGACGAGGAAAUCCCCCCGCCCUCGGUGUCCCUCCCCAAACUGGCGGCCCUCCUGCGCGUCUUCAGCACCGUGGUGCGCAGCAUCGGGGAGCGCUUCAACCCCGUCCGCGGCCCCCCCAUCACCGAGGCUUACGUCACUGAUGUGCUGAACCGCGUGCUGGCGUGCGUCACCACGGCCAAGCAGGUGUUCUUCUCGGAGGCGGUGCUGACGGCGGCUAACGAGUGCGUGUGCGUGCUGCUGCUGAGCGUGGACGCCGGCAUGAGCCAGCUGACGGACGCGGUCAUCACCUACGGGCUCAACCAGCUGGAGGGCUGCCAGGCCUGCGGGCCCGAGUACUGCAUCGCCGUGCUCAACCUGCUCACGCUGAUUGUGGACCAGAUUAACACCAAGCUGCCUUCCUCGUUCGUGGAGAAGCUGCUGGCGCCGGACUCCCAGCUGCUGGAGCUUCGCUUCCAGAGGGAGAAAGAGGUGAUGGCGGCGGCCCUGGCGGUGUACCAGGCCGUCCUGAGCCUGAAGAACAUUCCCACCCUGGAGGCCGCCUACAAGCUGGUGCUGGGGGAGAUGGGCUGCGCCCUGAACGGCCUGCUGACCCCGCUGGGCCUGCUGGCCGCCUGCCCCCACAUCCAGCACCCCGCCUUCGCCCAGACGCAGCUGGCCCCGGAGAGGGCCGAGUUCACCCUCGUCUUCAACCUGAGCGCGCUCACCACCAUCGGCAACACCAAGAACUCCCUCAUCGGGAUGUGGGCCCUGUCCCCCACCGUGUUCGCGCUGCUCAGCCAGAACCUGCUGGUGGUGCACUCUGAGCUGGCCGUGUACCACCCGGUGGUGCAGUACGGCGUUCUCUACACCCUCUACUCGCACUGCACCAGACACGACCACUUCAUCUCCAGCAGCCUCAGCUCGUCUUCCCCCUCCCUCUUCGACGGGGCUGUCAUCAGCACCGUCACCACGGCAACCAAGAAGCACUUCAGCACUCUCCUCAGCUUGCUGGGGAUGCUGCUGAGCAAGGAGCACCUCUACGCCGAGGCCCGGCGGCUGCUGCUGAACUGGGCUCUAGAAAUGUCGCUUGUGAUGAAGAAAUCGGAGACCUACACUCCUCUCUUUUCUCUGCCGUCAUUCCACAAAUUCUGCAAAGGACUUCUUGCUAACGCCCUGAAUGAAGACCCAACUGUCUGUCUGCAGACCUGCAACAGCCUGCAGGUGCUGUCUUCAUCCCUGUCCACAGAGUUGCUGCAGAGGUGCGUGGACGUGUGUCGGGUCCAGCUGGUCCACUCCGCCGUUCGGGUGAGGCAGGCCUUCGGGAAGCUGCUGAAGACCAUCCCCCUGGACGUGGUGCUGAGUAACCGUGGGAACGCGGAGAUUCAGGACAUCUCGCUGGCCAUCCGCCGGCACAUGAGCAAGGCGCCUAGCAACACCUUCCACCCGCAGGACUUCUCUGACCUCAUCAGCUUCAUCCUGUAUGGUACCGUGCACCGCGGGGGGAAGGAGCCCUGGCUGGAGCGCCUGUUCCACAGCUGCCAGCGGCUGGAGAAGCGGGAGGCGGCCACGGUGCCGCGGGCGCUGCUCCGGACCGAGGCGGUGCUGUGGCAGUGGGCCGUGUGGGAGGCGGCGCAGUUCACCGUGCUGUCCAAGCUGCGCACCCCCCUGGGCCGCGCGCAGGACACCUUCCAGACCAUCGAGGGCAUCAUCCGCAGCCUGGCGGCCCACAGCCUGAACCCCGAGCAGGAGCUGAGCCAGUGGAGCGGCGGGGAGAGCGACGAGGGCCACCACACCAACCAGGUGCGCCUGGCGCUGCUGCUGCAGUUCCUGGAGAACCUGGAGAAGCUCAUGUACAACGCCUACGAGGGCUGCGCCAACGCGCUCACAGCGCCCCCUAAGGGCAUCAGAACCUUCUUCUACACCAACCGGCAGACGUGCCAGGACUGGCUGACGCGGAUCCGCAUGGCGCUGAUGCGGGUGGGCCUGAUGUCGGGCCAGCCGGCCGUCACCGUGCGCCACGGCUUCGACCUGCUGGCGGAGGUCCGGACCAGCAGCGCUCACGUCUCGGACAUGGAGGUUCCCGUGGUGAUGCUGGUGGAGGCGCUGUGCGAGCUGCGCUGCCCGGAGGCCAUCCAGGGCCUGGCGGCCUGGAGCUCGGGCGUAGCCGGCAGGAGCCUGGGCUGGGUGGGGUCUGUGGCCCUGCAGGCUGAGGGACGGUUUGAGAAGGCGGCCGUGGAGUACCAGGAGCAGCUGGGGGCCCUGACCGGGACGGACUGCUCCAUCAAGGGCUUCGACCGCUCCCUAAUGAAGGGCACCAGCGCCUGCAGCAGCCCCAAGAACAUGGGGAAUGGUGACGGCAGGAAGACGGUGCUUCUGAAGCCCAGCGAAUGCUCCCCGGAGGUUUUGAACUUCCUGGCCAAUAAGACGUGCGAGUGCUACGUGGCCCUGUGCGACUGGCCGUCGGUGCAGGAGUGGCAGGCCAGCGUGCUGGCCCUGAAGAAGGCGUCCAGCGGCUCCACCAUCAACCUGAAGACAGACUUCAACUACGUCAGGGCCCUGAGCAGCUUUGAGGACGCAGAUUUCACAGAAUGUCAGGAGCAGCUUGGACUCCUGCCUGGGGAGGAUUUUGGGUUCCUCAACUCCACCUCGAGGGACAAGCUUGACCUGAAGCGGCUGCUCCCUGCCGUGCUCAGUCCAGACCCCACUGAACUGCAGAAGGCCAUUGAGGUCCAGCUGCUGAGGAGUGCAGUGGGCAUCGUCACAUCUGCCAAUCAGAGCGAGCAGGACCAGAACACUCCCCCCUCUACCGAGACCCUGGUGAAGUACCUGAAGCAGACGGGGCGUGUCUCCCUGGGGCCCCUGCGGCUGUCCACCCUCACCCUGUCGGGGUCCCUGCCCACCAUGAGCACCCUGCAGCUGCACUGCGCCACCUACCUGGAGAGCUCCCUGAGCAGCCAGCUGUCCUCCGAGGACUGCCUGAUCCCGCUGUGCAGCCAGGCGCUGGGGACCUGCAAGCAGCAGGACGUCCAGCCCUGGCUCCACGCCCUCAGGUACACCAUGUUCCAGAGGCAGCUGUCCAUCAAACUCAAAGGGUCCUCUGCCCCCAUCGACUCCCACCUGAUGGAGCUGUGUCUGACGGCGGUGAAGUUCGCCCGCAAGCAGGGGAACAUCGCCCUGGCCACCCGGCUCCUCGGCCAGUGCAGCGACACUCCCAUCAAGGGCUGCUCCGGCGUGGCCGACCUGCUCAGCGUCUUCAAGUGCCUGUCACUAGAGGGCACUGUGGGGGAGAAGUGGGGCCCGGAGCUGGAGAUCGAGAAGGCCAAGGUGCUCUGCACCGCAGGUCAGACCGCCUCAGCGAUGGAGAUGCUGAGCCUGUGCGCGCUGUCCUACUGCCGCUCGGGGAAGAGCGAGCGGGCGGCCUGCCGCUCCGUGCUCACGCUCUGCAAGUGGCUGCUGGCCGACUGGAAGGACCUGACCCCGCAGCUCAAGCAGGCGGUGAAGAAGAACGCCGGCUCCCCCAGCCUGUCUCCCCUCAGCAAGAACAUCGCCGCCCUGCUGGAGCUCCCUGUGGAAGAUCAGGCCACGCAGCGCAUCACUGCCGAGACCACAGUGAGUGUAGGUGUUGGGGAGGCUGACUUUGUCCUGGGGCAGCUGUACCAACUCUCCACAGCUCAGGCCCCCGAUCUGGCCAAGUCCUGGGCUGCUCUGGCCAGCUGGGCCUACCGAUGGGGCCGGAAGGUGGUGGACAAUGCCAGUCAAGGAGAGGGAGUGCCUCUGCUUUCUGGCGAAAAGCAGGAAAUCGAAGAGUUGCUCCCAGAAUGCACCAGCGACGAAGACAAGGAAACCAUCUUCAGCAUUCUUGGCCAGGCUAUGUGUCGUCCAGCGGGCAUUCAGGAUGAGGACAUGGCCCUGCAGAACGAGGACGACGAAGAGGACGACAUGGUGGACGUGAUCUGGCGGCAGCUCCUGAGCUCCUGCCCCUGGCUGUCGGAGGUGGAGGAGGCCGUGACGGAGGGGCUGAUCCGGGUGUGGCGCCGGGUGGUGGAUCGCAUCUUCAGCCUCUACCGCAUUUCCUGCCGGGCCUACUUCACUUUCCUCAAGCUCAACGCCGGACAGGUGCCGGUCGACGAAGACGACCCGAAACUUCUGCUGUCCAACCAGAACGCGAAGCAGAGCAGCGAUGACAUCAUCGUCAUGGCGACCCUGCGUCUCCUGCGGCUGCUGGUGAAGCACGCGGGGGAGCUGCGGGAGGGGCUGGAGCUGGGGCUGGCCUCCACGCCUACUGCGCCCUGGAGAGGCAUCAUCCCCCAGCUCUUCUCCCGGCUCAAUCACCCCGAGGCCUACAUCCGCCAGAGCAUCUGCAGCCUGCUGUGCCGCGUGGCGCAGGACUCCCCCCACCUCAUCCUCUACCCCGCCAUCGUGGGCUCCAUCUCCCUGGGCGGGGAGACGCAGGCCGCAGGGAACAAGCUGCCCUCGGCGCUGCCCACGUUCCUCAGUAACAUCCAGGGGGAGGCGCUGUGCGGAGGGGGCAGCGAGGCGGGCAGCGGCCCCGCCUCCCAGGAGAGCGCCGCGGGGGAGGAGCUGGCGCCGUGCUCCAGCGAGGACCAGGCCAUGAUGCAGGACUGCUACAGCAAGAUCGUGGACAAGCUGUCCUCGGCCAGCCCCACCAUGGUGCUGCAGGUCCAGAUGCUGGUGGGAGAGCUGCGGCGGGUGACGGUUCUGUGGGACGAGCUGUGGCUCGGGGUCCUGCAGCAGCAGCACAUGUACGUCCUGCGCAGGAUCCAGCAGCUGGAGGACGAGGUCAAGAGGGUGCAGAACAACAACACGCUGCGCAAGGAGGAGAAGCUGGCCAUCAUGCGGGAGAAGCACUCGGCUCUGAUGCGGCCCGUGGUGUUCGCCCUGGACCACGUGCGCAGCAUCACGGCCGCGCCCGCCGAGACGCCGCACGAGACCUGGUUCCAGGACAGCUACGGCGACGCCAUCAACAGCGCCCUGGAGCGCCUGCGCAGCCCCUCCAACCCCGCCAACCCCAGCAGCAGCUGGGCGCCCUUCAAGCAGAUCAUGCUCAGCCUGCAGCAGCGGGCGCAGAAGCGCGCCAGCUACCUGCUGCGGCUGGACGAAAUCAGCCCCCGCCUGGCGGCCAUGGCCUGCACCGAGAUGGCGCUGCCCGGCGAGGUGUCCGCCACCGACGCCGUCACCAUCCAGAACGUGGGCAACACCAUCACCAUCCUGCCCACCAAGACCAAGCCCAAGAAGCUCUACUUCCUGGGCUCUGACGGGAAGAACUACCCCUACCUGUUUAAAGGGCUGGAAGACCUGCAUCUGGACGAGAGGAUCAUGCAGUUCCUGUCCAUCGUGAACACCAUGUUCACCAAAGUCAACCAGCAGGAGAGCCCGCAUUUCCACGCCCGCCACUACUCGGUCACGCCCCUGGGGACGCGCUCGGGCCUCAUUCAGUGGGUGGACGGGGCCACGCCCCUCUUCGGCCUCUACAAGCGCUGGCAGCAGCGGGAGGCGGUGCUCCAGGCGCAGAAGGCUCAGGACUCCUUCCAGCAGCCGCAGAACCUGCCCCUGGUCCCGCGGCCCAGCGAGCUCUACUACAGCAAGAUCGGCCCGGCCCUGAAGGCCGUGGGCCUCAGCCUGGAGGUGUCGCGCCGCGAUUGGCCGCUCAGCGUCAUGAGGGACGUGCUGCGGGAGCUGAUGGAGGCCACGCCCCCCAACCUGUUGGCCAAGGAGCUGUGGUGCUCCUGCACCACCCCGAGCGAGUGGUGGAAGGUGACGCAGGCUUACGCCAGGUCCACUGCUGUGAUGUCUAUGGUGGGUUACAUCAUCGGGCUGGGCGACCGGCACCUGGACAACGUGCUGAUUAACAUGACCACGGGAGAGGUGGUGCACAUCGACUACAAUGUCUGCUUUGAGAAAGGGAAGAGCCUGAGGGUCCCUGAGAAGGUCCCCUUCCGCAUGACGCACAACAUCGAAACGGCCCUGGGGGUCACCGGAGUCGAGGGCAUCUUCAGGCUGUCAUGCGAGCAGGUGGUCCACAUGAUGCGCAGGGGGAGAGAGACUCUCCUCACCCUGCUGGAGGCCUUUGUGUACGACCCCCUGGUGGACUGGACGGCCGGGGGGGAGGUGGGCUUCGCGGGCGCUGUGUACGGAGGGGGGGGCCAGCAGGCGGAGAACAAGCAGAGCAAGAGAGAGAUGGAGAGGGACAUCACCCGCAGCCUGUUCUCCUCCCGCGUGGCCGAAAUCAAGGUGAACUGGUUUAAGAACCGCGAGGAGAUGCUGGCGGUGCUGCCGCAGAUGGAAGGCGCCGUGGAGGAGUACCUCCACCUGCAGGAGCAGCUGACGCAGGUGGAGAAGCUGCAGGGCAGGCUGCUUGAGGAGAUGGAGUUCCUGGAGGGGGCGGAGAGCCAGGCGGAGCACCCCAUCCACACGCUGGAGCACAGGUACUCUGAGCACACCCAGCUGCAGUCCCGGGAGAUGACGGUGCAGGACGCCAUCCAGAGCAAGCUGUCUGACCUGGAGCAGUGGAUCUCCCAGUACCAGGCCGCCUUCGCCAGCCUGGAGGCCACCCAGCUGGCCAGCCUCCUGCAGGAGAUCAGCAGCCCCAUCGACCUGGGCCCCCCGAGCUACGUGCCAGCCACGGCCUUCCUGCAGAACGCGGGCCAGGCCCACCUGAUCAGCCAGUGCGAGCAGCUGGAGGCGGAGGUGGGCGCCAUGUUCCAGCAGCGCCGCGCCCUGCUGAGGGGCUGCCUGGAGCACCUGCACAGCUACGCCACCGUGGCCCUGCUGUACCCGCGCUCGGUCCUCCAGCGCCACCGCGCCCAGGCCUGGAAGCAGUGGAUGGAGGAGCUGGUGUGCGACAUGACGGGCGAGCACUGCCAGGCCAUCUACCACAAGUACGAGAUGCAGUUCGCCCCGCAGCCGCCCCAGGCCACCUGCCAGUUCCUGUCGAGCACGGAGCUGGCGCUGCAGCACCACGUGGCCGAGACCAACACGCGGCUGCUCCGGCAGGUGGAGCGGCUGAAGGCGGAGGGCGCCGGAGCGCCCGCCUGCGAGGAGCAGCUGCAGGAGAUCGAGCGCUGCAUCUCCGUCUUCCUGCGCGAGAACGGCGAGCUGGGCUCCUUCAGCCUGGCGGGCAUCAUCGUCUCGGCCCUCUGCACCCUCACCAGGCGUAACCUGGUGAUGGAGGGCGCGGCGGCCAGCGCGGGCGAGCAGCUGGUGGAGCUGACGUCGCGGGACGGCGCCUGGUUCCUGGAGGAGCUGUGCAGCAUGAGCGGGAACGUGACCUGCCUGGUGCAGCUUCUGCAGCAGUGCCAGCUCCUCCCCCACGACCUGGACCUGCCCAGCCCCUCGCUGACCGCCCAGGCCGUCUACCUGGCCAACGGAGUCUACACCUGCCUUCAGGAGCUGAACACAAACUUCCGGCAGAUCAUCUUCCCCGAGGCGCUGCGCUGCAUGCUGAAGGGGGAGAGCACGCUGGAGAGCAUGCUGCUGGAGCUGGACCUGCUGAUCGAGCAGUGCGCAGACGGGCUCUCCCUGCAGGGGCUGGCCGACGCCCUGCAGGCUCACCUGCGCAACGUGGCCAUGGGCCUGGAGGAGGAGGCCGACGACCACUACCUUGACGUCACAAGGAUGCUGCGGGCCCAGUACUCUGAGCUCAUCCAGCCGCGCAGCCAGGAGGGCGCCCUGCAGGACACGCCCAAGAUGAGCGCGGGGCAGAUGCUGCUGGUGGCCUUCGACGGCACGUUCGCCCAGCUGGAGACUGCCUUCGGGCUUCUCAUCGACAAGCUCAACAAAAUGGAGGUGCCUGCUGCCUGGAGGAAGAUAGACGUGAUUCGCGAGGCCAGGGCGGCGCAGGUGAACUUCUUUGACAAAGCGCAGCACCGGCAGGUUCUGGAGGAGAUCUUCUUCCUCAAGAGGCUGCAGAGCAUCCGGGACUUCUUCCGCCUGUGCGGCUCCUUCGCUCAGACCCUCUCAGGAACCUGCCCCCCUGCGCCCGACGAGGCGGCCCCCUCCAACGGGCCGGUGCCGCUGGCCAAGCCGGCGUUCCGCGGCUCGGCGGCCAUGAGCGAGGAGCAGAUGGCGCGGCCCAUCAAGGCCUUCACGGCGGACUUCGUGCGGCAGAUGCUGAUGGGGCUGCCCACGCAGGUGCUGGGCCUGGCGCUCUGCAGCGCCCUGGGGGCGCUGGGCACCGACGUGGUGGCCCAGGUGGAGGCCAAGGACUUUGGGGCGGAGGGCAAGGUGUCGCUGGACGAGCUGUGCAAGCGGGCGGUGGAGCAGGGCGUGCAGGCCGGCCGGCUGUCCCAGCUGCUGCUCAACCGCGCCACGGUGCUGGCCGGCUCCUACGAGACGGCCUGGAAGAAGCUGGACCUGGUGCGCCGGCUGGAGGCCAGCGUGGAGGCCUGCAAGGUCAGCCUGCAGAGAGCCCAGCUGCACGUCACCAUGUUCCAGUGGCAGCACGAGGACGUCCUGGGGACGAGGAACCAGCCGAUGAGCGUCAGCCCCCCGCCGCGCUCCAUCAUCCUGAGCAACAUGAAGAAGAAGCUGUACAAGCUGAGCCAGGAUGAGGCCUCCAUCGCCAGCGUGCAGGAGAAGCUGGCGGCGCUGGAGGGCAGCAUCGAGCAGCGGCUGAAGUGGGCGGGCGGGGCGAACCCGGCGCUGGCGCCCGUGCUGCAGGACUUCGAGGCCACCAUCGGCGAGCGGCGGGCGCUGGUGCUGAAGGAGGGCCAGUGCGUCAGCCAGGUCACCUUCCUGUGCAGCACCAUCCUGAACUUCGAGGGGCUGCGCACGCGCACGCCCGACGCCCUCGCCAUGGACGCCGCGCUCUUCGACCUGCUCAAGCGCUGCCAGGCCACCUGCUCCUAUGCCGCCAAGUUCAGCAGCUCCGUCUCCCCGCUCGAGCUCCGCCUGCUGUGCCGGCUGAGCUCCACAGUGGACCUGCCCAUCGGCGGCAGUGAUUGGCUGAUGUGUGCGCAGAAGCAGCUGACCCAGGAGAUGUCCAAUGAGAGAGCGGCUCAGGGGGAGAGGGAGCAGCAGCUGGACAGUGUGACAGAGACGCUGCAGGUGCUAGUGGACACCAUCAAGGGCAUUCUGUCCAGCCACAACCGCCAGCUGGCAGACGUCAAGCACCUGCUGCGUGCCAUGGCCAAGGACGAGGAGAGCGCCCUGGCGGAGGGCGAGGCCGUGCCGUACGAGGGCAGCGUGCGCCAGUUCCUGUCCGAGUACAAGGCGUGGCAGGACAACGUGCAGAUCGUGCUGUUCACCGUGGUGCAGGCCACGGGGCCGCCGCGCGGGCAGGAGCAGGCCGAGCUGCUGCAGGAGAUCCCCGGCACGCUCAAGGAGCUCAAGGCGCAGAGCCAGAGCGUGUACAACGGGCUGGUGAGCUUCGCGUCCCCGCUGGUGACCGAGAGAGCGAGCGACUGCGCCAGCCCGCCCCUGAGCACCCAGACCAGCUUUGCCGCAGCAGUGCGAUUCAGCGGGCCCAGGACGCAGCCGGAGAGCAUGUCCCAGAACGCCCGCAAACCCCUGCCGCGCAACCUGGGGACCCCCGCCGACACGCCGCCCAGCACCAUGCUCAUCACCAGCAAGGGCCUGGCGCCCAGCCCCAAGAGGGCCGUGAGGGACCCCAAAACGGGCAGAGCUGUCCAGGAGCGCAACUCUUACGCAGUGAGUGUGUGGAAGCGGGUGAAAGCCAAACUGGAGGGGAGAGAUGUGGAUCCUAACAGGAGGAUGAGUGUAACUGAGCAGGUGGAUUAUGUGAUCAAGGAGGCCACAAACGUGGAUAACUUGGCUCAGCUGUAUGAAGGGUGGACAGCCUGGGUGUGAACGGGAUGCCAGUAGAUCUCUCUGGUCCAAGGAGGGUAGAAAUCCACCAGAAUCCACUGGGUCUGGGGCGAAAGGAGCCGCAGAGCACCGUGGGGGGGAAGAUCUAGUGAUCCUCCCUGGGGCCCCCACUGGAUCCCCGUAGCACAGCUGCACCCGGCGAUCCAGCCAACACAACGAAUGGGUCUGCACCCGUCUCCCUCGGGCGCGGGGGAGGGGGGGCCGACAGGGAUGGGAAAGGGGGAGGGGCCGGGGGUGAUGAGGCGCCAAGCCCGAACUAUCCCCAGCCCUGCAGUGCAACAAAAACGACAAACAAACAAAAAAAUAGAACUCCUCUCCACCCGGAAUCCGAGAACGUGCAGAAAAGGGCUCGUCACAGGGGCUCGGGAACGAGGCCGCCUCGCCGCCCGCCUCUUUUUCCUCCCACCCUGAGAGCGGAGAGAUGGAUGCCCAGUCCCUCAGUCCUGACGCGCGCUCCUGGAACACACUCGAGCGUCGAGAGGGGAGACGGAGCUCGGGGCUGCGGAGGGCCUCUUGGCGUUCUGUCCUUUAUGACGACCCGGCAGCUCUAACUGUCCAGCGGCGAUGCCGGAGCGUGUGUUGGCGGGUGUUGAGGGCUGAGCGGCUGGAGAAUCAGGAGCCUCAGUGAACUCCAUUCAAAGCCUUGUGGCUCAAGUCGAGAUCACAAGAGGUUUAUUCUAUUUUUUUCCGGAAAGUGUAUUUAAUUCACUUUCUUUUCAGUCUCAAACAUUUAUUGGAAAUAAAGUUAACCCUUGCACUCAAUGCUAAAAAAAAAAUAUUCCACGCAUCUCGCAGUUAAGUCAUUUCACUUUCUGAAAAGGUCUCGAGCGGAAAUGUUUUUGUUUUUGUUAUUUUGGAGAAUUCGCCGUCAUCUUGUUUGAGCGUUCUAGCACUAUGUAUAAAGUGCUUCAGUACAUGGGAUCCACUGUCGGUUGACAUUGUUUUGGAUCGAUUGGUGGCUGUCAGCUUCAGUUUGUGUGGGUAUUCUGAACAGUGAUAAAAAAUUAUGUGAAUUUAAAAUUGGACUAAAACGAGCUAAUUGCUUUUUGGUAUGUUUCCUUGAUUUGCAUCUGAUUUUCUGCAUUGUAGAGACUUUCUUUUUCCAUGCUUUUUAAAAUCACUUAGAUCAUCCCUAUUUGACUUGCCAGAGAAGGGAUGUGCCAUUCCUGUUAUAUAAUAUUCCCUGUUUUGCCUGAGUUUUACUAAUCUAGGUCCCCCUCUAGUUUUACAUUUUUAGUGGGAGAAAAUUAAUAAGUGAAUUAUAUAAAGUAAUGCUUUGGUGAUGGUGCAAACUGUUAUUAAAAGAUUUUAUUAAAUUUUGUUUGAUUCAGAAUAAAUUGGGAUUUAAAUGGUA